AAGAGAAAGGAAACGCAUCACGCGCACAGGCGCAGUGGGGUUUGUUUCCGGGUGUGGAGAGGUCUUCUCGGUAGAAACUGUUGGGUCUGCUCGACGUCGCCCGCCGACCGUCCUUUCUUCUUCUCAGACACCUGCCGCGAUGAAUCGCUUCUUUGGGAAAUCGAAGCCUAAGGCGCCGCCCCCCAAUCUGACGGACUGUAUUGGCACGGUGGAUAGUAGAUCAGAAUCUAUUGAUAAGAAAAUUUCCCGGCUUGAUGCAGAACUGGUGAAGUAUAAAGAUCAAAUAAAGAAGAUGAGGGAGGGACCUGCAAAGAACAUGGUAAAGCAGAAAGCCCUGAGAGUGUUAAAACAGAAGCGAAUGUAUGAAAACCAACGGGAUAACCUUGCCCAGCAGUCUUUCAAUAUGGAGCAAGCCAAUUACACCAUCCAGUCUCUGAAAGAUACAAAAACAACGGUUGAUGCCAUGAAAGUGGGAGUGAAGGAAAUGAAGAAGGCUUAUAAGCAAGUUAAAAUUGAUCAGAUUGAGGACUUGCAAGACCAAUUGGAAGAUAUGAUGGAAGAGGCUGGUGAAAUCCAGGAAGCAUUGGGUCGUAGCUAUGGAACCCCAGAGAUUGAUGAAGAUGACUUAGAGGCGGAACUGGAAGCACUGGGUGAUGAACUUCUGGCAGAUGAGGAUAGCUCCUAUCUGGAUGAAGCUGCAUCUGUUCCAUCAAUUCCAGAGGGCACACCAACUGAAACAAAAAACAAAGAUGGUGCACUGGUGGAUGAAUUUGGAUUGCCACGAAUCCCUGCCACAUAACUUCUUGAUUUCACUGGGAAUUCUGUUUUUUUUCAUUUACAAACUUCUUAACAAAAACACUUGAGGGUGGUGGAGAUCAUGGCUUUCCAGUACCACUUGAUGUCACUACAUAAUGAAAAUACGGAAUGGAUGAUGAAUGACAAACCCCUUCUUUGAAGACAUUUUAUUACUAGCUUUUGUAUUAACAGCAAGAAAUUAGCACAAUUUUUUCCUUCAGUGGGAUCCAUUCAAAGUUCUACAUUUUGGCUUCAUUGCUUUUGUAGAUGCAUUGUAUGAAAAAUACUUGGUUAUUUAUAGUUUUCUUUGAUUGUAAUUCUCUUGGGAAAACAAAAGGGCAGUUGUGGUGGUUUCUCUUAAAGUUUCCUUUAUUGUGCUCACUUUGCUCAUAAAAUUAUGCAUUUUCUAAGAUUACAUCAAUUUUGACUCUCAUGCUACUGUAUUUUCCAUCACUAUAGCAGUAACAUACAUGCAAAGGAGAUUACCUUGUGUAAAACAUUUUAACAUAAAAUGAUAAAAUGUAUAUCAUGUAGCUAGCUUUAUUCUGUUGUGUGGUGUUAUAUAUACAUAUAUACACACACUGUUCUUUUUGUCUCCGUUACUAAGACAAUACUCAGAUGUCAGACUCUCAGUAUUGUUGGUGUUCAUUUCUUCCUUCUCUGUGCCUGUCACUUCAAGGACACACAGUGCUGAUCAGCAACUAGUUUUAGGGAAAGACCAUUUUGAGGAAGGCAGACAGUGAUGGGCCAGAUCUCUGAAGCAGGGUACCAGUGAGUCUCAUUGCCAAUAGUCUUUCUGUAUACCUCUGUGGGGCUGAAUUUGGCCCUGAGGCCUCCAGCCAAUUCCUUUUGGGAAUCAACAACACAAGUAUUUCCUUUCACAAGCUUAAACCUAGGCACAACAACUUGGAAAUGUUACACUGGAAUCAAUAAGAUGAUUGAGAUGUAAGCAGUUGAGACUUGUUUCUAAUUUCAGUCCCUCCCAUUCUUUGAUUUUCUUGCUUUUAUUUGGAAUAUUGUGUAACUACUAGCUUUACAUUAUAAUAUCCUUAUACUGUGGAGGUAUAUGUAUGUUUCCCUGCAUAACACUUUUCUUUUUAUUUGGUUAUGUGAAAUGAGGAUUGCCAACUAACAAUACAAAAUAUGACUGGUUUGGAA
Hemicordylus capensis (graceful crag lizard) is the source of this 1953-nucleotide messenger RNA. RefSeq names its product charged multivesicular body protein 5 (gene CHMP5). The transcript has 8 exons. Gene Ontology annotation, cellular component: multivesicular body. Bases 140 to 799 code for a protein of 219 amino acids. Gene Ontology annotation, biological process: late endosome to vacuole transport via multivesicular body sorting pathway; vesicle budding from membrane. The record is from RefSeq and is a predicted model, not a curated record. Lineage: Eukaryota; Metazoa; Chordata; Lepidosauria; Squamata; Cordylidae.